Messenger RNA from Mercurialis annua (annual mercury), 702 nucleotides. Its product is annotated as 1,4-dihydroxy-2-naphthoyl-CoA thioesterase 1. The coding region runs from base 168 to 641 and encodes 157 amino acids. Gene Ontology annotation, cellular component: peroxisome. The transcript has 3 exons. The record is from RefSeq and is a predicted model, not a curated record. Lineage: Eukaryota; Viridiplantae; Streptophyta; Magnoliopsida; Malpighiales; Euphorbiaceae. Gene Ontology annotation, molecular function: 1,4-dihydroxy-2-naphthoyl-CoA thioesterase activity. Gene Ontology annotation, biological process: phylloquinone biosynthetic process.
UGUGACUCACCAAAUCAACCAAGUACCAACCCAAACCCAUAAACCCACCUACCCCAUCUCAUCAUCGUGCUCAUCCGGCCAGCACCCGAAUGACACGUAUCAACAUUUGUUUCUAAAAGGUAGCAGAGCCCAAAUCUAACCACCCAUCCUGUAAUCUGAUCAGCUACAUGGAGCAACCAUCCUCCUCCAAAACCCGAAAUCUCGAUACCACGCUCGAAGCUUUCGGCUUCGAAAUUGAAGAAUUGACCCCGCAUAAAGUCACCGGCCGCCUCCUUGUUUCCGAUAAGUGCGUUCAGCCAUUCAAGGUGUUACACGGCGGCGUUUCGGCCCUUAUAUCGGAGGCCCUGGCUAGCAUGGGGGCUCACAUGGCGUCAGGAUUCCGAAGAGUUGCUGGUAUUCACCUCAGCAUCAGUCAUUUAAAAAGCGCCGAGCUUGGCGACGUUAUCUUGGCUGAAGCUCUUCCUCUCAGUCUUGGUAAAACUAUUCAGGUAUGGGAGGUGCAACUCCGUAAGGUCGAUCCUUCAAACACGCAGAGCAAAUCGUUGGUUUCAUCGGCGAGGGUCACUCUUCUAUGCAAUAUGACAGUCCCAGACCACGCUAAAGAUGCAGCCCACAACCUCAAAAAAUAUGCCAAACUAUGAAAUGAUGUACUAAUUUCAUGUCUAACUAAUUAAAAUGAGCAGCUCUCGCCUCUCUUCGCCA